AUGCCGGCGAAACGUCUGGGAAUGUACGAAGUCAAAGGUCUUAUGCUGAAAACCAUCAUGGGUACUAUAGCAGAGGACGCAGGACUAGCUUUUGUUUGGAUAAUUUGGUGGCGUAGCAGCCAACAAGUCAGCUCUAGUCAGACCUCAGCCGGAGUUGUCCACUAUCCGCAAGAGUUAUCAGGCGUUAGCUGUCCGAGUCUGCUUGUCAAACCGGUCUACGCUCAUCAUCAUUUACCGACUACAGAGGGCCCUCCCGAAGGCCUAGUCGAGAUGCCUAGUAAGCUAGCUAAGAGACGGAAGCAGUCGCCACACCAGAAGUGGCGUGUAUGGAACAAGUGUGGACCUCGGGUGAAGAUGCUAUGUAAAUGUGUUUCUUCGACGCCGGCUGGUGCUCUAGUAGGAGCGGUUUGUCUGUUGAGCAGCAUAAUCGUGUUAGCGAUCGGGAUACACUACCAGGUGACCGGUCACAAUAUCCAGAUGCUGCUACAGCCGGACCUUCUGGAG
Molecule: messenger RNA, 504 nt
Organism: Protopolystoma xenopodis
Lineage: Eukaryota; Metazoa; Platyhelminthes; Monogenea; Polystomatidea; Polystomatidae
Source: the annotation of a GenBank genome assembly